AUGUGGUCGAAGAUUUCCAACACAACGAGUGGGUACGUGUUCAAGCUUUGUGAUGGGCCUAUCAGUUGGGCUUCCUGGAAACAAACAGUAGUUGCAAAGUCUACUUGUGAGGCAGAAUACAUCGCACUCAGUGAAGCAUGCAAAGAGGCUGCGUGGCUUCGACGCUUCCAUGCCGAUGUACUUGGUGCGAAUUCGGAUCCAACAAUUCGCGUUGGAUGUGACAACGUUGGUACGAUUGCGUUUGCUCAGAACGAAUCUACAAAUCGUCGGAACAAGCACGUUGAUAUUACGUAUCAUUUUGUUCGAGAUGCGGUGCAGCGAAAACUGGUCACAUUGUACCAUUGUCCGACAACAGAAAUGCCAGCCGAUAUGUUGACCAAACCACUUGGUCGCGUGCUGUUUGAAAAGUUCGUGGGCAUGGUUGGGCUUUCCGAGUGCCAAGCUGCCCAAAGCAUGUGA
Molecule: messenger RNA, 459 nt
Organism: Chondrus crispus (carragheen)
Lineage: Eukaryota; Rhodophyta; Florideophyceae; Gigartinales; Gigartinaceae
Exons: 1
Coding region: 1-459 (152 amino acids)
Source: RefSeq, a predicted model, not a curated record